Molecule: messenger RNA, 2644 nt
Organism: Tricharina praecox
Lineage: Eukaryota; Fungi; Ascomycota; Pezizomycetes; Pezizales; Pyronemataceae
Product: Nsp1-like C-terminal region-domain-containing protein
Exons: 4
Coding region: 202-2283 (693 amino acids)
Biological process (GO): RNA export from nucleus; protein import into nucleus
Cellular component (GO): nuclear pore central transport channel; nuclear pore
Molecular function (GO): structural constituent of nuclear pore; phospholipid binding
Source: RefSeq, a predicted model, not a curated record
UCCUCCACCAACAUUCACGCCCACACCUGCUGAGACCCUCCUCCUUCAUCACAACCCACCCUCCCCACCAAUCUUAACGCGCUCGCUCGUUCCCCACUCACUGCACACAACAACUUCAAUAUCAUCCUCGCUCCAUCCUUUCGACUAUCGACAAUCUGAUCUUACGACCCCGUCCGUGCAACGUAAAUACACCAAAGCGCCAUGGCAUCAUUCGGAUCAGGUGCUGGUGGUGGAGGCUUGUUCGGCGGUGCCGGCGGCGACAACAAGGAUAACAAGCCCUCCGGCUUCAGUUUUGGAGCUCCCAACGGUGGAGCCCCAGCUGGCGGCAGUUUGUUCGGCGGUACACCUGCGAAGACCGGAACUAGUACACCUCUCUUUGGCGGUACGGGAACAUCGACGCCGACGACGGCACCUAAUGGCGGCUUUGCAUUCGGUGGUGGUACUCCGGCAGCGAACCCUGGAAUGGGUGGUGGUGGGGGCGGACUCUUCUCUAACAACAAGCCUGCUGGUGCUCCUACUGGUAGUCUCUUCGGCGCUUCGUCGACUCCUGCUGGUAACCCCAUGGGUGCGCAACCCCCAAAGCCUCCGAUGUUCGGUGGUGGUGGAGCGGCGCCUGGCGGCGGGCUGUUCGGGAGCAAUGCUGGAGGUACUACCCCGACGGGUCAACCUGGGGCCGGUGGUGUGUUUGGCGGUGGCACGGGCAUGAGCAAGCCAGCAGCGCCUGGUGGAGGCAAUUUGUUUGGCGGCGCGUCAGCUACACCACCGUCUCCUGCUCCGACUGGAGGGCUAUUCGGUGCGGCGCCUGCUACCACUACCACUCAGGCUCCAUCUUCCGGUAGUCUUUUCGGUGGUGCCGGUGCAUCCUCAGCUCCUGCCACUGGUGGAUUGUUUGGAGGCGGCGCGAACACAAACACAACCACCACAUCCCAAACUGCCGCUCCGUCGUUGUUUGGUGCGAAGCCUGCUGGUGCGCCUACCAUUGGUGGUCCAAUGUUUGGUGGUGCUGCCGGCACGACAUCAGCCCCCGCGGCCAAACCAUCCAUGUUCGGAACAAACAACUCAACGACCCCACCGACACAACCGCCAGCUAACGGUGGUUCUCUUUUCGGCGGGGCUGCCAACAACAAUGCCCCAAAGCCAGGAGGACUUUUCGGUGGAGCUCCCGCGACGACCCCCGCUACUUCGCAGGCGCCCCCGGCGGCUGCGAGUGGAGGAAUGUUUGGAGGUGCAGGUGCCGCUGCGCCUACAUCGACUUCGGCUCCUGCUACUAGCAAUGCUACUACCCCUUCCCUGUUUGGUGGACCGAAGCCGGCGGAAAGCAAGCCUUCGCUCGGCGGCCUCUUCGGUGCUGCAACGCCAGCGACGAGCGCCACUCCUGCCGCUGGUGCCACCAGCACUGCAACCACCUCUGCGCCAACUGCGACUACUACCGCUCCUGCGACUGGCGGUCUCUUUAGUGGUGGUGCGACUUCUACCACUACCUCUGCUCCUACUAGCGGCGGUUUGUUCGGUGCAGCACCUGCGGCCACCCCAGGCUCAGCUGGAGCUCUCACCGCUGGUACGCCCUCUGGUGCUACAGCCGGAACGAGUGGCAUGAAGGCCACCCAGCCGCCGCCUACCUCUCGCCUGAAGAACAAGUCCAUGGAGGAGAUCAUCAACCGCUGGACCUCCGACCUCGAGCAGUACAAGGCCCAGUUUGUGACUCAGGCCGACGAGAUCAAAAAGUACGACGAGGUUCUCAUCUCCAACGGCGAGAAGAUUGUCAAUCUCCACACCAAGACGCAAGAGGCGGAAAAGACGCAGGCGAGAAUGGAUACGGUCCUUCAGCAGCUCGAGAACGAACAGGAGGAGCUCGGUGUCACUCUGGACUACUACGAGACUCAGAUCACCAACUUCUUCGAGGCGCAGUUUGGGUCCGCCGAGGGCAUGCAGCCGGCCGAUCAGGAGAGGGAAAAGACCUACACGCUGGCCGAGAAGUUGAACGAGACACUGAGCGGAAUGGAGUCCGAUCUGGGAGAGAUGAUUAAGGCUAUCAACAAGGCCGGCGCAACCAUCAACAAGACUUCGAACGCGGAUGAUCCUUUGUCUCAAAUCGUCAAGAUUUUGAACGAGCACCUGAGCUCCCUGCAGUGGAUCGACACGCACACCACGCAGGUAGUCGAGAAAAUACAGGAGGCGCAGGCGAAGAAGGGCUCCUCCAGCGGCGACCGCACGAACGCGUCCAUGCUAGGCGGAGACAGCGAUUUCUUCCCGAACAUGUCGUACCGCUCCGCCAUGAGGUGAAGAAGGGGGAUCUCAUCAGAUGCUCAUUAUUGUAUUUCAGUUUGAGGUUCUUUUUUUUUGUUUGUUUGAUUCUCUUUUCAUGGUGCCAUACACUUUGUUUUGUCGUUGUAACAGCAACGGAAUGGUUGUUUUGCGGGAGUGAUUGAUGGUUAUCCGAGUGAUGACUAAUGCAUAGUUAACCCGUGACUUGUUCGAUAGCUGUGGGAUGAAUGAUGUGCAUAGAUACGCAGCCGAUCGAUGUCACUCAAUCAAGCUUACGUGUUCGGACGGGCUGCCGAGUGAUAAUCAUGAGUGUUGCUAGGCGAGUGAUAACCUUCCGCAUCGAGGUUCACACCAGAGCAACGGGGAACAUAUACCCAAG